This is a messenger RNA of Misgurnus anguillicaudatus (oriental weatherfish), 2561 nucleotides long. RefSeq names its product glucosamine (N-acetyl)-6-sulfatase (Sanfilippo disease IIID), b (gene gnsb). NCBI's taxonomy places the organism in Eukaryota, Metazoa, Chordata, Actinopteri, Cypriniformes, Cobitidae. Gene Ontology annotation, molecular function: glycosaminoglycan binding; N-acetylglucosamine-6-sulfatase activity. Gene Ontology annotation, biological process: glycosaminoglycan metabolic process. The record is from RefSeq and is a predicted model, not a curated record.
GUACAGACACAAAUCGCAUACGGUCCGAAUGAACACCACAUUAACUUGCACAAUAACACAAAUCAAACGGUGAAAGUAAAACGACUUCGGGCCUCGUCUCAUCCUGUCGUUGUAAUGUGGUAACUUAUUCGAUACAGGAGCAGGAGUCAUUUACUGGCACACAGAUCGCAAGUUCCAGGUAAUGUUUGGCCUCAUGGCGAGCUCGUGGAUCGGUCACUGUCUGUUGGUCACGCUGCUCACCUGCACGCUCAGGUGUUCGCACGGUGCCAAACGCAGCAACAUCGUUCUUAUUCUCACCGACGACCAGGAUGUAGAGAUGGGAGGAAUGACGCCUAUGAAGAAGACCAAAGCUCUGAUCGGUGAUGCUGGGGUCACCUUCUCCAAUGCAUUCACUGCCAGUCCUCUGUGCUGUCCCAGUCGUAGCAGCAUCCUCUCGGGGAAAUAUUCACAUAAUCAUUUGGUUCGAAAUAACUCCAUUUCUGGCAACUGCAGCAGCGUGACGUGGCAAAAAGAGGUGGAGCCGUCUGCCUUUCCUGUGUUCCUCAGCAAGAUGCGUUACCAGACCUUCUAUGGAGGAAAAUACUUGAAUCAGUAUGGGUCUAAAGAAGCAGGUGGUGUGGCUCAUGUUCCUCCAGGCUGGGACCAAUGGCAUGCGCUGGUGGGGAACUCUCAGUAUUAUAAUUAUACACUUUCUGUGAAUGGAAAGGAGGAAAAACAUGGAGAUAACUAUGCAGCGGAUUACCUCACGGACCUGGUGUUAAACCGGUCGCUGCAUUUCCUAGAAGAGCGAAGUCCCAAUCAUCCGUUUUUCAUGAUGUUGUGUCCACCAUCACCUCACUCCCCGUGGACGGCCGCUCCUCAGUAUCAGAAGUCAUUCAGUGAUGUCAAAGCUCCACGUGAUGGCAGCUUCAACAAACCUGGAAAGGACAAACAUUGGUUAUUAAGGCAGCCGGUGAACCCAAUGCCCAGCAGCUCCAUCGAUUACCUCGACAACGCCUAUCGCAGCAGGUGGCGAACGCUUCUGUCUGUGGACGAUAUGGUGGAACAGGUGGUGAAGAAACUGGAUUCAAUAAAGGAGCUGGAUAACACGUACAUCAUCUACACAUCUGACCACGGCUAUCACACCGGUCAGUUCUCUCUUCCCAUUGAUAAGCGACAGCUCUAUGAGUUUGACAUUCGUAUUCCUCUCUUGGUUCGGGGGCCUGGAAUCAAACCUAACCAAACAAUGCAGUCUCCAGUGAUGAAUAUAGAUCUACCUUUGACCAUCCUGGACAUCGCUGGAGUAAACCUCUCCACUGUUAACAUGGAUGGACAGUCAUUCCUUCCACAGAUGGCUCCAUCAUUGCGCAACGGCACCGAACGGCCGUUCUUCUUGGUGGAGUACACUGGUGAGGGAUAUUCCUCUAAAGAUCCCAGCUGCCCCAAACUCGGCCCUGGACUAGCUCAUUGUUUCCCAGACUGUGUGUGUGAAGAUGCCUUUAACAACACGUAUGCAUGCGUCAGAACUUUAAAAGAUGGAAACUUGCAGUACUGUGAAUUUGCAGAUAAUGAGUCAUUUGUAGAGAUGUACAACCUGACAGCCGAUCCCCAUCAGCUGGAGAACAUUGUGAAGAAGGUUGAUCCUAGUAUCCUACAGAUCAUGAACCAAAGGUUGAUAAAGCUCCAGUCCUGUAUGGGAGACAGCUGUCGAAGCAUCAAAUGAAACCCUGUGUGCCGGAGGUCGGGCCGGAUCCCGACCCAGCAGAGAGCAUCGUUUCUGUGAUGUGAAAAUGUGUGGUUGUGCACAUAAUUCUUAAAGCAAUAGUUCACCAAAAAAUGAAUUUCCCCAUUUAAUCACCCUUAUGUCAUUCAAAAUCCAUAUGACUUCCUCGCAGGGAAAAGUCAUACUGCUUCAUCACAUGAGGGGGAAUUAAUGCUUUUUUUUUGGUCGAUUUGUUGCUUUAAUCCUGAUCUUUUGAAGUCCACACACUUGCCUACUUAAAAUGUGAAUACAUACAUCAUGAUUCUGAUCAUUUAGAUGCACCUUGAUCAUUUCCCAUGCUGUUAUACAGCUAGCAGGAAACCGUUUCUAAGGGCUCUAACCAGUUCAACUGGAAGUUUACUAGUCAUCCGACUCGCUUUACUUUCAACCGUUGUCAUGCUUUCGUUUUUGUCUCUUUUUGAGCACUUUUAUGGUAAAUCAAAGUUGUUGUCAUGUUAUUAAUCAUGCUAAAAAUAUAUUUGCAACCAAAACGUAUCCCAUCUUGUGUUUUUAUAAUGUACUCUUAUUGUUUUUGGGGUCGACAUAUUUUUGCACGGUUGUUUUAUUACAUUUUCUUCAUGCUGUGAAUCGAAGCGUUUCAAUGACUGCACAUCCCAUGACUCAAUGCAACUGUUCUGAUGUUAUUGUUUUAAAUUAAAUUGUGAUUCAAAAGGGAAAGGUCUGAUAUUUAAGGGAACUUUGCCAACUUUUGAUUUUAUCUACGAGCGUGCCUUUUGCACUACAGCAGUGUUUUGUGCCUUUGUACAAUACAGAUGUCUAAUUUUGAAUAAUCAAUAAAUGUACAAACAAAUAUGGUUUA